GUGGAUUCAGUUCCAGUUAAUGGCUUUGAGGAGCAAGCAUUUUCUCCGUAUUGUUAUGACGUUUAUGAUGAUUUUGGUGAUCCAAACAUAUUUCCUAAGGUGGGUGAGCAGUACCAGGCUGAAAUUCCACCUUUAAUGUCAGAAUCUGACUGUUCUUGGUUUCAAAAGAAGCCACAUGAUGCAGAAAGAACAUGUACCUUCAAUGAGUCUCAAUUAGGAUUACCAAUUCGUAUAAUUUGGAUGAAGGAUGAAGUAGAGGACAAUAAGCAUGGUCCACUGAAACAUGUAUGCGAGUCAAUUGGAUUUACCAAAAAAAGUGAAUUUUCAAAAAUAGAAUGCAUCCUGAAUAGUCCUGGCCAUGAUAAAUUAAAUACAGAACCCGAGGACAUUGACAUUACAUUGGUCAAUGGAACAAAAUUAGGGGCAUCUGGAAAUUGCAGUGUGCAACAAGAAACAAAGAUUGGGGUGCAUGAGAAUAAAUGCAAAGGCCACUGUCUGGUUCCUGGGUCUUCAACUGACACCUGGAAUGAAAUAAAAGAAGCCAGUUUCACCCUUGGCUUGUAUAUAUUUGGGAAGAAUCUUGUUAAAGUGAAAAGAUUUAUUGGCAAUAAGACAAUGGGGGAUAUAAUGGAGUCCAAGACAUUUGUGGUAGGAAAAAUGCUUCUAGAAGAUUAUGUUUUAACUUUAAAGGCUUCUGUUGGGCUCAAUACUCUUGUUGAGGCAGUUGGAGUUGGUACAAAAAAAGAUCUUACUUGUCUCACUGCAGAUUCUGUGAAGUCCACUCAGGCACUUCCUGUUCGUCCAGAAAAACCAGUUGGCAAAGAUUGCUCAAGGCUUACACCUGCAGAAAUAAUAAACAUUAUAACAAGCAAUUUCAGAUUAAGUAAAGCUCGAUCAGGUGAUCUCUUCAGGGAAGCUGUUUGGCCUCGUUUACUUGCUAGAGGUUGGCACUCUGAGAAGCUGGGAAGUGAUGAUAAUUAUGCUGUUGCUUAUAACCAUCCUCUUAUUUUCUUAGUCCCUCGAGUUAACAAGUUUUCAAGGGAACUAGAGAAGGGGGAUGACUAUUUUGAUUCCAUUUGUGAUGUCCUGGGUAAAGUUGCUUCAGAUCCUGAGCUAAUUGAGCUUGAGACAAAUGCAGAUGAUGAUUGCACAACCAAGGAAGGAAAAUGA
Messenger RNA from Gastrolobium bilobum, 1170 nucleotides. RefSeq lists its product as uncharacterized. Lineage: Eukaryota; Viridiplantae; Streptophyta; Magnoliopsida; Fabales; Fabaceae. The record is from RefSeq and is a predicted model, not a curated record. The transcript is spliced from 2 exons. The annotation marks the transcript as partial. Gene Ontology annotation, molecular function: transcription corepressor activity. Gene Ontology annotation, cellular component: nucleus.